AUGCGUCCGGGAGGAGCGCGCUCUCCUCCUGCCGGUGCGGUGCUGUCCUCCCUGUGUCUGUGGCUCAUUGCUUCACUGCCCUGUGUUCAGGCUGCUGAGCCUGAAGGCGCUGUUUACAAAGGAGAUGAGCAGGGUUCAGUGAGGAGCAUCCUUGACCAGGUACAGAGUUAUGAGAUGAUUUAUCCCACAUGGCUGCAUCCUCACAGACACAGGAGGUCUGCCCACGAAGAGCAUCCUGCAGAGGCCCAGGUUCUGAUCUCCGCUGAGGGCCAUGAGCUCAAGCUACACCUGGAGAAAAACAAGCAUCUGUUGGCUCCUGGAUAUCAGGAAAUAUGGUACACUCCCGAAGGAGUUCGCAAGUCCUCCUCUCCUGGCAACACUGGACACUGUUUCUACCAUGGGGAGGUUCUGGGCAUGGAAGGCUCAAGUGUUGCUGUUAGCACAUGCUCAGGACUCAGGGGACUGAUUUCUCUGAACACAAGUGUCAGCUACCUGAUCGAGCCUCUUCCUGUUUCCACGGGCGCACAGCAGCACGCCGUGUUCAGAGCCGAGAGUCUCCAUCUACCCAAGGGUAGCUGCCUGCAUCACCAUGGCAACAAGGAGCAUAAGGAGGGGCUUAACGACUUCCUCCAUGGAAUGAUGUCACCACGGAGCAGGAGGGAAAAAAGGGACCUGAGUAAGAGUAUGAAAUACGUGGAGCUGCUGCUAGUGGCAGACAAGGCUGAGUUUGAGAAGCAUGGAAGUAGUCUCGAGAAGACCAAACAGAAAUUACUUGAAGCGGCCAACUUGGUUGACAAGUACUACAAGGCUUUAAACAUCCGCGUGGCAUUGAUCGGUCUGGAGGUGUGGUCCAGCCAGAACAUGAUCAGCGUUUCGGACAACCCUCACAGCACUCUGGCAGCGUUCCUGUCCUGGAGAAGCAAACAGCUCCGCUCGCUGCCCAACGACAACGCUCAGCUCAUCACGGGGAAGGGCUUCCAGGGCACCACCAUCGGACUGGCCCCUCUCAAAGCCAUGUGCUCCGACUACCAGUCUGGUGGAGUUAACACGGACCACUCAGAGUCAGCUGUGGGUGUAGCUGCCACCAUCGCACACGAGAUGGGUCAUAACUUCGGCAUGAGCCACGAUAGUGCAGGCUGCUGCCAGGCCAAGGCCGAGGACGGAGGCUGCAUCAUGGCUGCUGCUACUGGGCAUCCAUUCCCACGUGUUUUUAACGAUUGCAACCAGAAGGAGCUGAAGAACUACCUGAGCUCUGGAGGGGGGAAGUGUCUCUUCAACUUGCCAAACACCAGAUCCAUGUACGGAGGGCAGCGCUGCGGCAACGGCUACCUGGAGGAUGGAGAAGAAUGUGACUGUGGAGAAGAAGAGGAGUGUACCAGUCCCUGCUGUAAUGCCAACAACUGCACUCUGAAGGCUGGAGCUGAGUGUGCCCAUGGUGUCUGCUGCCAAAACUGCAAGUUGAAGAGCCCGGGUGUGCUGUGUCGUGCUCCCUCGGGGUCAUGUGACCUGCCAGAGUACUGCGAUGGGAAGGCAGAGUCUUGUCCGGCUAAUUUCUAUCUGGUGGAUGGUUCGUCGUGUGCAGGCGGGCAGGCCUACUGUUACACUGGCAUGUGUCUGACCCUGGAGCAGCAGUGUCUCUCUCUCUGGGGACGAGAUGGCCGUCCAGCCCCUGACCUGUGUUUUAGGAAGGUAAACGAAGCCGGGGACAUGUACGGGAACUGUGGCAAGGAUCUGUUCGGGAAGUACAGGAGCUCCGCCAAGCCCAUCGAGAACAAUGCUGUCCGUAUAGAAACCACUGUCAGUGUGGGCAACAGGAAGAUCCAUUGUAUGGGAACACAUGUGUACAAGCCUGGGCAGGGGGACGAGGAGGGGCAGGGGGACACUCUGGACCCAGGCCUGGUCAUGACGGGCACCAAGUGUGGAGAUGACUCGAUUUGCUUUAACGGAGAAUGCCGCAAUGCAUCUUUCCUCAGAGCUGAUGAGUGCAAUGCAAAGUGCCGUGGACACGGGCUGUGCAACAACAAUCACAACUGCCACUGUGACACGGGCUGGGCUCCUCCUCUGUGUGAGCAGCAGGGGUCUGGGGGGAGUGUGGACAGCGGACCCGUCAUCACCCACAGCAAUCUCCUUCCUGUCCUGGUGGUCCUUCCUCUGGUCCUGUUUGUGGUUCUGGCUGCUGUUGGACUGUUGUUCUACUACAGACAUAGACUCCACCCACUGAAGUCCUCCAAUCCACCUCCAGUGCCAAGCUGUUCAGUCCCGGUCGAUGGCAAGCCUCUGCAUGCUGACGUUCAUGUGAACGGUCAUGCCAACCCAACAUUCUUGCUUAAAAAACAGGACUCGGAUAACCUGGGGAAAUCUUCUCCUCGUCCCAGCCCGUCUUGCUCUUCUCUGUCCAGGAACGCCAUAGUGCGUCCAGCAGUGAAGCCUCCUCCAGUCCCUUUGUAUGCUGCAGUACAGAGAGAGCAAACACCUCAGAGACAAUGCUCUCCUCAGGGUUACACUCCACCUUCAGCUAAAUCUGUGCAACUCAGCGAGCAGAGACGGAACCAGGCUCCUCCAGCACCUCCACAUUUACCUUCCAACGAUGCCAAAACCCACUCACAGCAUUCAGCAGCACCAAAAGCCAGACCAGACCCCCCAAACAGACCUCCACCGCCUUUACCUGUCAACAAGCUACCAGGGGAACAGCAACAAAUGAAGGGACUGCUGGUUUCCACUAAUGCGCUGCAGAGAGGAAAAGCUGCUUUGGCUCCAUCUGCUGGACAGAAAAGGCCAAAGAGAAACUAA
Molecule: messenger RNA, 2790 nt
Organism: Gymnodraco acuticeps
Lineage: Eukaryota; Metazoa; Chordata; Actinopteri; Perciformes; Bathydraconidae
Gene: adam19b
Product: ADAM metallopeptidase domain 19b
Exons: 23
Coding region: 1-2790 (929 amino acids)
Biological process (GO): membrane protein ectodomain proteolysis
Molecular function (GO): metalloendopeptidase activity
Source: RefSeq, a predicted model, not a curated record